Messenger RNA from Populus nigra (black poplar), 2277 nucleotides. RefSeq names its product protein NARROW LEAF 1-like. NCBI's taxonomy places the organism in Eukaryota, Viridiplantae, Streptophyta, Magnoliopsida, Malpighiales, Salicaceae. The record is from RefSeq and is a predicted model, not a curated record. The coding region runs from base 281 to 2074 and encodes 597 amino acids. The transcript has 6 exons.
UUUACCUUGCCAUGUACAUAAUUUAUGUUGUUAUGGCUUUCAUGGGCUACUUCUUCUAUACAAACCAUCACCGUAGCAUCAACCACUUUGCUGCACAUAGUGCAAACUGGCAACCUUUGCACCUUUUUGCCAGAUUCUUCAUUCAACUGGGCUCUUAAAACCAUGUGGGUUUGGCUCUUUUAAGCCAUCUACUAUCUCUCCAAAUUGGACUUGCUAAUCUUGUUCUUGUAUGCUACCAUCUCUUUACCACCUUUGGCCUCGCUAAACAUUAAUCUGGAAGAUGGAGCGUAGCAGAAAUAACAUGAGAGCGCACUGCAAUGUUUCAACACCAUCAGAUGAAUCAGCUCUUGAAAGAAACUAUUGCAGUCAUCCUAGACUGACUUCAGUAGGCUCUGCAACUCUUCAACCUUUUGCUUCAGCUGGACAGCAUUGUGAGGGUAAUGCUGCUUACUUCUCAUGGCCCACGUCCAGCCGUUUAAGUGAUGCCGCCGAAGAGAGGGCAAACUACUUUGCCAAUCUGCAGAAAGGGAUUCUUCCCGAAACUCUUGGUCAGUUUCCUAAAGGGCAGCGAGCAACAACAUUACUUGAUCUCAUGACUAUAAGGGCAUUUCAUAGCAAGAUCCUUCGGUGUUACAGUCUUGGAACAGCGAUUGGAUUUCGUAUUCGACGAGGUGUGCUUACUGAUAUACCAGCUAUUCUUGUUUUUGUCUCUAGGAAAGUUCACAAGCAAUGGCUCAGCACCGUCCAAUGUCUACCAAAUGCUCUAGAAGGACCAGGAGGUGUGUGGUGUGAUGUUGAUGUGGUCGAGUUCUCUUAUUUUGGUGCACCUCAGCCAACUCCCAAAGAACAGUUGUACACAGAGAUUGUGAAUGACUUGCGCGGUGAUGGUCUGUAUAUCGGUUCAGGCUCCCAGGUAGCAAGCCAGGAGACUUAUGGAACCUUGGGUGCUAUUGUAAGGAGCCAAAGUGGCAGUCGACAAGUUGGUUUUCUAACUAACAGGCAUGUUGCGGUUGACUUGGAUUACCCAAAUCAGAAAAUGUUUCAUCCUUUGCCCCCGACACUUGGACCUGGUGUGAAUCUUGGUGCAGUGGAGAGAGCUACUUCAUUUAUUACAGAUGAUCUUUGGUAUGGCAUAUUUGCUGGAAUAAACCCUGAAACAUUUGUGAGAGCAGAUGGGGCGUUUAUCCCAUUUACUGAUGAUUUUGACAUGUCCACUGUUAAUACAUCUGUGAAAGGUGUAGGUGAAAUUGGUGAUGUCAAGAUUAUAGAUUUGCAAUGUCCAAUCAGUGACCUUAUUGGGAAGCAUGUGAUGAAGGUUGGAAGAAGUUCUGGCUUGACAACUGGAACUGUAUUUGCCUAUGGCCUGGAGUACAAUGAUGAGAAAGGCAUAUGCUUCUUAACUGACUUUCUUGUUGUAGGUGAGAACCAACAGACUUUUGACCUUGAAGGAGAUAGUGGAAGCCUCAUCAUAAUGAAGGGUGAGAACGGUGAGAAGCCUCGGCCUAUUGGGAUCAUAUGGGGUGGUACUGCUAAUCGUGGUCGACUUAAGUUGAAAAUUGGCCAGCCUCCAGAGAAUUGGACUAGUGGAGUUGAUCUUGGACGCCUCCUCUAUCAUCUUGAACUUGAUCUGAUCACUACCAAUGAAGGGCUUCAAGCUGCAGUACAAGAACAAAGAGCUGCCUCAGCAACUGCAAUUUGCUCCACUAUAGGAGACUCAUCACCCCCUGAUGGAAUGCUUCCAAAUGACAGAAUGGAUGACAAAUUGGAAUCAUUGGGUCUUCAAAUUGAGCACAUGCCUUCAGAAGUUGAAAAUGGUAUCCCAAAAUCAUCACUAAUGGCAACUAACUUUCACUUGGAAGAUGGCAUCAAGUUGACUCCCAGUGUUGAACACCAGUUCAUUCCGAGCUUCAUCAGGCAGUCCCCACUGCAUCAAAACAAUGUAUCAGAUAAGGAGGUGUCUGAGAAUCUUGCUUCGCUAAGGAAUGGCUGCGAUGAAGACAUAUUUGUUUCAUUGCACCUCGGUGACAAUGAAGCCAAAAGGAGGCGUUCGAAUUCUCCAGCCAGCAUGGAAUAACCUAAGAAAACCAAGGCAACCAAGGCGUGGCUCAAACGUUUGGAGUUCUGAACCAUCUUUAACUGUUGAUUCUGUUGUAUACAUAUUGUGUUUUGCACUGGUCUUGGUAUUUGCUGCUCAAACAAUGAGAGUUUUUGAACUUGGACGGUUUAUCUGGUUUUGUGAAACACAGAUCAAUGAAAUGUUAAUCCAUAUCUUGAACA